This is a messenger RNA of Hyposmocoma kahamanoa, 825 nucleotides long. Its product is annotated as ommochrome-binding protein-like. Lineage: Eukaryota; Metazoa; Arthropoda; Insecta; Lepidoptera; Cosmopterigidae. The transcript has a single exon. The record is from RefSeq and is a predicted model, not a curated record. Gene Ontology annotation, molecular function: protein binding. The coding region runs from base 1 to 825 and encodes 274 amino acids.
AUGGACGUCUUGGAACAAGGCCUAAACCGCCCUUACCAACUAGUAUAUUACAAGAAAAAUCACGAAAUUUUCUUCAGUAAUAAUGUCGGCAACUUCACUGAAGAUAAAUUUGAAAUCCGUCGAUUACACGUGGCUGUUGGUUCUAAUAUUACAAAUGUCAAGGUCGAUAAUGUAGAAAAUGGAUUCGCAGUAGCAAUAGACAAUGAAAACGACGCAGUUUACUUCGGUGGCAGCGACGGCGUUCACAAAUAUGACCUAAAAGAAGACAAGCUUGAGAAAAUAAUAAACAAUCACGACAUUUGGGACAUGUUCUUUAAGAAACAUUUGUAUUUUAUAACUUAUCCUGGUCAACGGCUGUACAAAUACUCGGAUUUCAAAAGAAAACAUUCUAAAGGACUUGAGUGGAAGGACGUUCAUGAAAAAUUUAUUCACGAACGGAUAUAUCAAUUCGCGAUAGAUAAAGACGAUGACGUGUUCAUUACGAAUGACACUGGUCUUUUUAUGAUUAAAAAUGGUACAGAGCACAGAAGGCAUAUAACCGGUGAGACGGUGUUCCGAUGCAUAGAACUGAACAAUGAAGGCGAAGCGCAUUUUUGCGGGAAGAACGCAAUUUUCGUAGUUCAUAAAGAAACCCAUACUUUAAAUGAAAUCGUGUAUGUGAAAAACAUAUUCGGUCUUACAUUUGACAAUGCCGGCCAUAUUAUUUACUCUAAUCCGACUAAAAUAGUUAAAUUAACGCCGUCUUUGUGCAAAAUCCUUAAUGGAAUUGUAAUGUACGAACCUCUGCCGUUGCCUAAAGUUCUUCCAAAACCUGCUAAGACAUAA